Messenger RNA from Oryzias melastigma (Indian medaka), 1070 nucleotides. RefSeq lists its product as uncharacterized. The record is from RefSeq and is a predicted model, not a curated record. Bases 204 to 1040 code for a protein of 278 amino acids. Lineage: Eukaryota; Metazoa; Chordata; Actinopteri; Beloniformes; Adrianichthyidae. The transcript is spliced from 8 exons.
AGCGUUUGUUUUGAUUUUUUAAAUGUUUCGUCUCAGUCAAAUCCUUAAGCUCCUCCCACCGGAGCCUCAUCUGUGUCGUCACGACCGGGCACGAUUCAGAAAUCAGUUUCACUUUCUCGAAACGGCCAGUUGACAUUUUAUGUCUGUAAAUAUAAGCUGCAUAGUAAAACUAACUGGGACUUCACCGUUUAAAGGGCGAAACAAUGUCGACUCUCCUUAAGGAUAUAGAAAAGUACGACGCAUGCGCAGCUUCUGAACUGAAAAUGAGACACAAUGGAGGGAUGAAAGAGCCACAGUCAAACCUGGUAUUUUCAGAGGCAGAUUUCCGGACUGACUCAGAGAUCCGGACCCUGACUCCAGAAGACCUGCACGAGCUGUUCCCUGGACAAGAGAAGCUGUUGCUGAGGAAGACCAUCUUUGAAAUAAUUCAUAAUCAGAAGCGAACACGUCAGCGCCAGGAAAAACUUGGUUUGAUCCCACAAGACACUCUCAGAAAUGUUGUGAUAGCUGAGUGCUUUGAAAGGAUAAAGAACAUGAAGGAUCAGCUGGAGAAGAUGCAGAGCGCCCUUGAAGCUUGUUAUAACAAGCCAAAGGACAUCAACAAAAUGUCUUCUCCAGCAACAGUGAAGUACAGGAUGGUGGUCAGUGGUCAAACCUUUGGAGCUCAUGAUCAGCUUCUGGACCAAAUUAAGAGUUCAGGAUUAAAUCUGAUUAAGGGAAAUGAUGAAGAAAGCUGCAUCACCAUCGUUUUCUGUUCCGUUGGAACUCGGAUAGGAACAGAUGCUGAAGCAGCCAUGAAGAGGGUUCCAGGUAAUGAUCCGGUCAUUUUGGUCAUGAUGCAUUACUGCCAAGAGCCAAAAAAAACUCACCCUACAGGAAUAUCCACUGGUUUUCCUAACAUUGUCUUGGAGGUCCAUGUUUUCUACCAUGACAGACAGAACGGUUUAUUGAGGUGUGAACAAAACAAAAAAGCUGUCAUUGAGUUAAAGGAAGAACUGAUGAAGCAUCACAGUUCACAAAACUCAGGAUCAAACUAUUAAAAUCAGAGCGGUGGACGUCUUUUCACUUGA